Messenger RNA from Sinocyclocheilus grahami, 773 nucleotides. It is a transcript of the gene tomm5, whose product is annotated as translocase of outer mitochondrial membrane 5 homolog (yeast). The transcript has 3 exons. The coding region runs from base 212 to 367 and encodes 51 amino acids. The record is from RefSeq and is a predicted model, not a curated record. Lineage: Eukaryota; Metazoa; Chordata; Actinopteri; Cypriniformes; Cyprinidae. Gene Ontology annotation, cellular component: mitochondrial outer membrane translocase complex.
UGAGGCUUCAUUUGCCCAUCACUACUGCACCUAUAGAUUGAGCCCUGUCCUGAGCCAAGAGCCAUACUUGCGUUUCCUCAAGCUCUCUUUGGAGGGAAACCCUUUAGGACCAUCCUCUUCCUGGCUAUUUACAGUAUUCACAUCAUUUCGUUUACUGGGUAAACAGACGGGCGACGUCUCGGUGAAUCCGUUAAUACAUUUCAGCUCAAACAUGUUUAAAAUUGAGGGACUUGGGCCAAAGAUGGACCCGGAGGAGAUGAAGAAAAAAAUGCGCGAGGAUGUCAUCACGUCUGCUCGCAACUUUUUGAUGUAUGUUGCGCUUCUUCGAGUCGCACCCUAUGUUUUGAAGAAGCUGGACAGCAUAUGAAACUUCACCAUGAACAGAAACAUUCCCUGCCAGAUGAGCAUGGAGUAGUCACUUACCAAGCCAGUUAAUGAAGAGAUGAUGUAACUUUGUAUCACUUAUUUUAUUUAAUAUUUUUUUACUGGAUGCAAUUGAAUGUAUUUGAUUUGUUCUCAUCCAAUCUCAGUUGAAAACUAUGGCAAACAAGAUAUGUAUAUUGUCUACCAAAAUGUUGUCAUGUUCACAAUGGUCUAAGCAAUAAAUCUUUCAUCAGUUAUUCCCAUUGACAGAGUUGUUGAGACUAAAACUCGGAUUGGAUUUAUAACAUUUACUUUGCUUUAAUGUAAAUUUAAAAUCCCUGUACCCAUUUAUACAUUUGGAUUCAUUAUACUGUGUUAUGAGGGUUAAAGCUAAACAUGCUACGGACAAU